UUAAUAAUCUUAUAAUAUACAGUAAAAAUACAACCUCAACACCCUUUUUUGGCAACAAUAUAACAAAUUCCCCGAGAAUACAAAAUCAAAGACGUUACCAACAAAUAAAUAAUGAUCGGUUGUCCCUUGAUGUAAAUGUUUUAGGCCAACUUGAAAAAGUAUUGAAUGAGCAUUACAAUCCUCAAAUGGCUCAAAAAAUAAAAACCAAGCUUCGAUUAAUCGCUAAUUUGGGAGAUACAGCAUUGCUGCGCUAUACUAACGAUGUUGACGUAGCUAGAGCAUUAAGUCUAUUAGAUCAAUUGAAUGAUAAAAUAUUGAAAAAUAAUGAAGAAGCACAGCAAAAUGAAAAUAAUGAAAAAAAUUUGAAUGAAAGAUUUUUGAAAAUUAUUGAAAGUUUUCAUGAAAAGCUGAAACAAUUGGGUUAUGCAAAAAGCCAAAACAGAUUGAGGUCGCUUUUUAAUUUAUUGUGGUUAUUAGUUAGUUAG
Meloidogyne enterolobii is the source of this 485-nucleotide messenger RNA. The record is from the annotation of a GenBank genome assembly. NCBI's taxonomy places the organism in Eukaryota, Metazoa, Nematoda, Chromadorea, Rhabditida, Meloidogynidae.